This is a messenger RNA of Branchiostoma belcheri (Belcher's lancelet), 691 nucleotides long. Its product is annotated as nuclear envelope phosphatase-regulatory subunit 1-like. NCBI's taxonomy places the organism in Eukaryota, Metazoa, Chordata, Leptocardii, Amphioxiformes, Branchiostomatidae. The coding region runs from base 58 to 459 and encodes 133 amino acids. The record is from RefSeq and is a predicted model, not a curated record. The transcript has 6 exons. Gene Ontology annotation, cellular component: cytoplasm; Nem1-Spo7 phosphatase complex.
AGAUCAAUAUGUUAAUGAGAGAAAAUUGACCUCCGUGACCCCAAAACAGGAAGCAAGAUGGCCGGACCUCAGGCAUAUCCACUGAAUUCCCUGGAACAAACUGAAGACCUGAAAGCGUUCGAGAGAAGGUUGAUGGAGUAUGUUGCAUCUCUGGGUCCAUCCACUGGAAGAUGUAGAAUUAUCCUGAUUGUGGUGUCUGUGUGUACGGCUACGGGUGCCUGGGGCUGGCUCCUGGACCCACGGACUUCUCAGGUGUCUUUCCUGCAGUCUCUGUGGAACCAUCCGUUCUUCACCCUGAGUUGCGUGGUGCUGGUCGGCCUGUUCCUGGCAGGGAUACACAAGAGAGUCGUUGCUCCAUCCAUAAUAGCACAAAGAUGUCGAACAGUUCUAGCUGACUACAAUAUGUCAUGUGAUGAUACCGGUAAGCUGAUUCUGAAGCCGCGUCCUGCCAACACAUGACAGUUACCUGCCGGUGAGACACACAUACGGGCCAGGGGGAAGGUGCUGUGGGUCAGGAGAGGCUCAGACAUAUGGGGUCCACCCGAGUAAUAUACACAAGCCCUGUAUGGGGCCCACCGGAGUAAAAUACAGAAGCCCUGUAUCAAUCUAGCUCUGGUUUGCCAAAUAUUCUUGCUGUCAUUAAGGGAAGGUUGUUUUCCAUUUGAUUUGAAUACGCACUUACAAUAUAGGC